AUGGAAGAUGGAGAUAAAGGAGGUUUUGAUCAUGGCAUUCUCCUCGGAGACAGCGGUUAUGCCUGCCGCCCUUUCUUAUUGACCCUUUACCUCAACCCCCAGAAUGAUGCACAGGAGAGAUUCAACAGAGCUCACGGUCAAACGCGCAGCCAAAUAGAGAGAGCUUUUGGACGCCUUAAAAGAAGGUUUCAUGUCUUACACUCAGAGGUACGCAUGAAACCGCCCAGAGUUUGCAGAAUUGUAAUUGCCUGCGCAGUCUUGCACAACAUUUGCAUUACACUUGGUGAGCCAGAAGAUGAGGAUGAGCCAGAUCAGGAUCAGCCUCCCCAGCCUCCCUACCAAGGACAACAAGAUGGACGCGGUGUAAGGGAGUACGUGACAAGGCAUUAUUUUUCAAGAGCAUAA
Molecule: messenger RNA, 405 nt
Organism: Saccostrea cuccullata (small rock oyster)
Lineage: Eukaryota; Metazoa; Mollusca; Bivalvia; Ostreida; Ostreidae
Product: putative nuclease HARBI1
Exons: 2
Coding region: 1-405 (134 amino acids)
Source: RefSeq, a predicted model, not a curated record